UGUGUGUGGGUGGGUUGAAUUUUGAUUUGCUGGGCGGUGUAUGAUUCUGUUUAUUGAGAAAUGCAACCCCAGCUGAGCUCGAGAAUCAAUUUGGCCGAAUUGAAAGCGCAGAUUGUGAAGAGAAUUGGAACGGAUAAGUCUAAGCGGUACUUUUAUUACUUGAACCGUUUUCUGAGUCAGAAGCUGAGCAAGACUGAAUUCAACAGGUCAUGUUAUAGGGUGCUUGGCAGGGAGAAUAUUCCAUUACACAAUCACUUUAUAACGUCAAUUUUGAAGAAUGCCUACCAAGCCAAGACCCCACCACCGCCAGCCCAGUUGACAGGUCCUCCCAAAUUAGGAGCACUUGCCAAUAAUGUAUCUCCUGGAAGAGAGGAUGGACAUGAACAGAGUGUCACUAACUUCCAAACUCCGAAUGCUUCCAUUUGGUCCAAUGGGGUUUUGCCAGUUUCCCCACGUAAGUUAAGGUCUGGAGUGCAUCGCAAGCUUAAAGAUAGGCCAAGCCCCCUUGGACCAAAUGGAAAAGUUGAUUCAGUUGCUCAUCAAUCCACAGCUACAGAAGAUAGUGGUAGUAAGGUUGAUAUGGAGAAUGGAAUUCGUACUCCAUGUGAUUAUCAGAGAUCUAUGCAGCAUCUUCAGGCAGUUGAUGAGCUACCUGAGAAUGGUAUGGGGGAUGUUAUUCAAAUACCUGCACAAAAACCAAGAAUACAUGGCAAGGGGCCAACUGCAGUAUCAAUUGUUGAAGAUGGGGAAGAGGUGGAGCAGUUAAACCGCCUCAAUUUCUCUAGAAGUCCCUUGAUAGCACCGCUUGGGAUCCCUUAUUGCACUGCAAGUGUUGGUGGGGCCCGCAAAGCAUUGCCAGUGAAUAGCACUGGUGAUUUUAUUAGUUGUUGUGACAAUGGUAGGUUAUCUGAUACAGAUACAUUGAGAAAGCGCAUGGAGCAGAUCGCUACAGUGCAGGGUCUAGGAAGUGUUUCUAUGGAAUGUGCAAAUACAUUGAAUAAUGUUUUAGAUGUUUACUUGAAACGGUUGAUCAGAUCUUGUAUUGAUUUAGUGGGAGCUAGGUCUCCAAAUGAGCCAAGGAAACAACCUGUCUCGAAACAGCAGAUUCAGGGGAAAGUCAUUAAUGGUGUCUGGCCAAAUAAUCCUUUACAUGUGCAGAGUGCUUGUGGGAUGGCAGAACCCGAGCCUGAGCACAGAUCACCAGUCUCGGUAUCUUUACGUGAUUUUAAGGUUGCUAUGGAGCUAAAUCCACAGCAACUUGGAGAAGAUUGGCCGCUACAGUUGGAGAAAAUUUCUAUGCAAUCAUUUGAGGAAUAACACAUCUUUGAAGAUUUUUUAAGAAAAUAUUGGGUCUUCUUCUUCUGGUUCUGAUGGCUCGGCAAUGGUUGGUGAUCAUUGGCACACUUAACUCUGUUCUUAUUGCCAGGAUUAACCAGAUGACGCCCCAAAUGUCUUAUCUCUGCUAUUUGCAGGGUUAGGAUGAUUCGGAGAUUCAUUUAUCUGCAACCAAGGGUAGUACCAAAUGAGGCCCAGGAUUGGUUGCACUGUUGUAUGUUUAGCAUUGGUGUUGGCUGUAUUUAUCAUUGCUAGAGAUCUUAAGGCUUUUUGCUUGCUUUGCAGCCAAUGAGAAAGAAGACUCGGAAAGUUUUGCAGGGACACUGUUGCGUAGCUGGGAUCAAGGGACUAAGACAUGUAUAAGAACCGAAGGGUUGCUCUGUAUGUAUUUUUAGAAUAUGAGGAUUGAUUGAAUUCAAUAUUAAUAACAUGUCAAUUAAAUUUUCCUUCGAUGCUUUAA
Cajanus cajan (pigeon pea) is the source of this 1795-nucleotide messenger RNA. NCBI's taxonomy places the organism in Eukaryota, Viridiplantae, Streptophyta, Magnoliopsida, Fabales, Fabaceae. The record is from RefSeq and is a predicted model, not a curated record.